Messenger RNA from Entrophospora candida, 2838 nucleotides. The record is from the annotation of a GenBank genome assembly. NCBI's taxonomy places the organism in Eukaryota, Fungi, Glomeromycota, Glomeromycetes, Entrophosporales, Entrophosporaceae.
AUGUCAAGACUAGGGGAUGAUGCUACAACAAUUUUUGACUUUACAACUGAUGCUGAUACUAUUAUAACGCCUGAUAAUGCACCAACAAAAACUGAAAAAAUAACUGCUAAAGGUUCUAUCACACCCGACACACCUAAUAUUACACCUGAUACUAUCGACACUACUCUUUUUAAUAAUAGUUCUGCCUUUAGCAGUAAAACAAGCUUCUCUGAUGACCCUGUAGUACCCUCGCUUGAAAAAGUAAUUAGGAGAAAAAACACGUCUAAUAAUUUUAAUAUUAAUGUUAAAUUAACUCAUUCUUCUUCUGUUGCCACACCUAUAGAUGAAAUUAAUAACGAUCUUAUAAAGAGUGAAUAUGUUGUUAAAAAUGUUCCUCCUAACAAUGAGCCUGAUAAAGAUAAUCUUAAAAUUUUAAAAGAAAAGGCUGUUGCAGAUUAUGAUGCAUUAGUUGAUAAACAGCGUGUUCAACGUCUUAAAUUUCUUUUAGAAAAAUCAUCGCUCUACGCUCAAUUUCUUGCGAAUAAAAUGGAAAGACAACAACAAGAACAACGUGAACGUGCUCAAGCUGAAGAAAUAAGGCGCGCGAAAGCUAAAGAAAAACAAGAAAAAAUUUCUGCUGGACCUACACUUGCUUCAGUUGCUUUGACCUCUGAUGUUGCUGAUAACUCAUCUUCCAUUUCUAUAAAUCAACAGCAAUCAACAACAAAAAAAAGAGGUGCUCCAAAGAAAAGAAAAGCUGAUGACUCAAGUUACAACAUUUUAGAUUAUGAUAUUUCCAAGCGUCGUAAAGGUGACUAUACCACUGCAGCUGUAGUUGAGAAUUUUAAUCCGGGAGAUUAUCCGGAGGUUGAGGUUUACAUACCACCGGCAGGUUCGGCCGAUGAAGCAUCGAAGGACAAACCAGAUGAUGACUUGGCAAAUGAGGAAGUAACUAAUAAUAAUCAAACCAAUGGUGAUUUCGAUCGAUCAUUGAUUUCUGCUCGCCAACCAAAAUUGGUAACUGGUGGUAUCCUCCGUGACUAUCAAUUGACUGGUUUUGAAUGGCUUGUGAGUUUAUAUGACAAUGGAUUGAAUGGAAUCUUGGCCGAUGAAAUGGGCUUGGGAAAAACUUUACAAACCAUUGCUUUUCUAGCUUAUCUUUGGGAGAAUAAGAUCUAUGGUCCAUUCCUCAUUGUUGCUCCACUUUCAACACUUGCCAAUUGGGUUAAACGUGCACAUAUGAGAAGUAGACGACUUAAAAAAAUUGAUCACACUUUCCCAAUUGUAGUUACAAGUUACGAGAUUGUCAUGAAUGAUCGAAAAUAUCUUCAAAAAUAUGCCUGGAAAUACAUCGUAGUUGACGAAGGACAUCGUAUCAAAAAUUUAAAUUGUAAGCUUAUAAGAGAAUUAAAAACCUAUCAAUCCGCCAAUCGAUUGCUUUUAACUGGUACUCCUUUACAGAAUAAUCUGGCAGAAUUAUGGAGUCUUUUAAAUUUCCUUUUACCUGAUAUAUUCGACGAUCUUGACAACGGUGAAACAGUCAUACUUGCCAAAGAGCAACAAAACGAAGUCGUUAGUAAUCUUCAUAGAAUUUUAAAACCAUUCCUACUACGUCGCUUGAAAAGUGAUGUUGAAUAUGCGCUUCCAAAGAAAAAGGAAUUUCUUUUAUAUGCACCAUUAACUCGUCAACAAAAAGAAGUAUAUGAUGCUAUCUUGAGUAGAAAUAUUCGCCCUUUUCUUUUAGGGAAAAAAUUAGGCAGAGAGUUAGAUGGCGAUACAAUGGUAGAUCCGAUGGAUAUCGAUAAUGAAAGUUACAUUCGAGGUAGCAAAUUACGUAGAUUGAAACCAAGAGCUUAUAAAGAAAUGACAGACGAUGAAUUUUUUGAUGUUAUUGAGAAAGGUGAAGAUGAAAUUAGCCAAGAAGAGUUGCUAGAAAACAGUAUUAUAGCUGAAAAAGAAACAAAAACUAACAGAGUUGUCAAAUCUGUCAAUUGCAUGAAAUUACAGAAUGCAGUUAUGCAGCUGCGCAAAAUUUGUAAUCAUCCUUAUUUGUUUGAUUGGCCUGUUGAUCCAGAAACAGAUACCUACCAAAUAUCUAAAGAAUUGAUUGCCGCUUCCGGAAAAAUGAUAUUGUUAAAGAGAUUGCUUGAUGCGCUAUUUGAACGCGACCAUAAAGUUCUAAUAUUUUCACAAUUCACAACUAUGCUUGACAUUAUUGAAGAUUGGGCUACUACAUAUGAAAACUGGCAAUUGUGUAGAAUUGAUGGUAGCAUAGACCAAGAAACUAGAAGAAAACAAAUCCAAGAAUUUAAUACAAAUCCUAAAAUAAAAUUAUUCAUUCUUUCAACACGUGCUGGCGGGUUGGGCAUUAACUUGACUGCUGCCGAUACUGUUAUUAUAUAUGAUAGUGACUGGAAUCCACAAAUAGAUUUACAGGCACAAGAUCGUGUACAUCGUAUUGGACAAACGAGACCAGUUAUAAUUUACAGAAUGGUAACUGCAAAUACUAUAGAAUGUAAGAUUUUAGAGAAAGCAUCUGCCAAAAGAAAGUUGGAAAAAUUGGUUAUCCAUAAAGGAAAAUUCAAGCUUCCAACAUCUCGUGACAAUCCAAUUGCCAGUCUAGCUGAAUUGGAAGAAAUUUUAGCAGGAGAAGAUAAUGAGAAAGUUCAAUUGGCUCAGUUAGGGGAUGAGAUUAUUCCAGAUACAGAUUUGGUACGUUUACUUGAUAGGAGUGAGGAGGCAUUCGAGAAAGUUGGUACUGCAGCUGAACAAGAAGAAAGGGGACGAAUUUUCAAGGUUAUUUCAGAAGUUAGAGAUCAAAAUAAUGAUGCUUUGGCUCAAAUGAGCAACCAAGAUUAG